AAGGAAAGAGGAAGUCGUCAGUCCACAGAGGGCGGCUUUUUCUUUCUCUUCUCCUCUUCUUUUUGCCUUCCCUUUUCAAAAAGCAGGACAACAACCCAAAAAAAAAAAAAAUUCCUGCAUAUUCUCUUUAUUUUUCAUCUUUAACUAUUUGUAUUAAUUUCUUCAGAUAAUUCAAAACCUUUCCUUCCAUUGCAACCUAGCUGAUCCGACAAUCUCAUUUUGCUAUUCCAUUUUUCCCUUUUCUUUUUUCUUUUUCACAUAUUUUUCAUGAUCUCACCCGAAAAAUAAACCCCCUCUUUUUGGUGAUCUGACAGAGUUUAGUUUCAGAACAAUGACGAGGGUAAGUCGAGAAUUUGGUGAUACUAUGCAAAAGGAAGCAGUUCCAGCAGUAUCAGCUGAUGUAAUAUUUGCGUCUAGUCGGUUCCCCAAUUACAAAAUUGGGGCAAAUAAUCAGAUUCUGGAUGCCAAAGAAGAUCCUAAAGUUUUGUCCAUGAAGGAGGUUGUUGCGCGUGAGACCGCGCUGUUACUGGAGCAGCAGAAACGCCUCUCUGUUCGUGACCUUGCUAGUAAAUUCGAGAAGGGCUUAGCUGCUGCUGCUAAGUUGUCUGAAGAGGCUAGACUCAGAGAGGCAGCUUCACUGGAGAAACAUGUCCUUUUGAAGAAGCUUAGAGAUGCCCUGGAAUCUUUAAAAGGACGUGUGGCUGGAAGAAACAAGGAUGAUGUAGCGGAAGCUAUUGCCAUGGUGGAAGCUUUGGCAGUUCAACUGACUCAAAGAGAAGGAGAGUUGAUUCAAGAAAAGGCAGAAGUGAAGAAACUAGCAAAUUUCCUUAAGCAGGCUUCUGAAGAUGCAAAGAAACUUGUUGAUGAGGAAAGAGCUUUUGCUCGUGUUGAAAUUGAGAGUGCAAGAGCAGCAGUUCAGAGAGUGGAAGAGGCCCUUCAGGAACAUGAACAAAUGUCUCGAGCUUCAGGCAAACAGGACCUGGAAGAAUUAAUGAAGGAGGUUCAAGAGGCAAGACGGAUCAAAAUGCUGCACCAACCAAGCAAGGUCAUGGACAUGGAACAUGAACUUCGAGCAUUAAGGAUUCAACUUGCAGAGAAGUCUAAGCAUUCCAUACUGCUUCAAAAGGAGCUAGCAAGAAGCAAGAGAGUUGAGGAAAAUUUAUCUCAUUUAUAUGAAUUAGAUGGUGCUGAAACUUUGGGUUCAUAUUUUCGGAUUAAACCUUGCUCUGAUUUUGCUCCGGAACUUUCCAGAUGUUCAAUUCAGUGGUAUCGUAUUUCAUCUGAAGGUGGCAAAAAGGAGCUUAUAUCAGGUGCUAGCAAAUCAGUUUAUGCUCCAGAGCCUUUUGAUGUUGGUCGAAUUCUGCAGGCUGAGAUUAUUUAUGAUGGCCAGAAAAUCAUUUUGAAAACUACUGGUGCUAUUGAUCCAGCUGCUGGUUUGGGAAACUAUGUGGAGGCACUUGUGCGGAAACAUGAUGUUGAAUUCAAUGUGGUUGUUACCCAGAUGAAUGGUGCAGAUCAUCCAUCAGAAUCUAUUCAUGUACUACAUGUGGGAAAGAUGAGGAUGAAACUUUGCAAAGGAAAGACGGCAAUUGCUAAAGAAUAUUAUUCCACCGUAAUGCAGCUGUGUGGAGUUAGAGGAGGUGGAAAUGCUGCUGCCCAGGCAUUGUUUUGGCAAGCAAAGAAAGGGCUUUCAGUUGUAUUAGCAUUUGAAUCAGAGAGAGAAAGAAAUGCAGCCAUUAUGCUUGCCAGGAGAUUUGCUUUUGACUGCAAUAUCAUGCUGGCCGGCCCGGACGACAGAGCUUCUUUAGAGACCUAAUAGAACUCCUUAGGAUUCUGUUUUGCUAAUUGUAAUUAUGUUGAGUUGUUAUCAUAUAUCAUGUAUCAUAAGUUUGUAAUAGUAGGGCAUGACACUGUUUGAUUCUGUAUUGGGUUUCCAAUUCCACCAAUUUUUUUUUUUUUUUUAUGGUUAGUUUGCCUUUCACUUUCCAUUAUCCUGUCCAACACCAAGGCAUUGUUUUUUGUCUGCCUUUUGUAUUAAUGUAACAUUUUCAGACAUACAUUUGGGGGAUUUCGGGAGCUGUCUUAUAUUUGUUGAAUGGUUUAUGCAUAGCGACAGAUGUGUGAGUGAUGAUUUUGUAAUUUGAUAUAAGCCAAUCAACUCGGUUUUCCUUUGAAAUUUUCCAUAAGAGUUUAUUCCCUGCU
Theobroma cacao (cacao) is the source of this 2202-nucleotide messenger RNA. It is a transcript of the gene SCAB1, whose product is annotated as plectin-like protein. NCBI's taxonomy places the organism in Eukaryota, Viridiplantae, Streptophyta, Magnoliopsida, Malvales, Malvaceae. The record is from RefSeq and is a predicted model, not a curated record. Gene Ontology annotation, biological process: regulation of stomatal movement; actin filament organization. Gene Ontology annotation, molecular function: actin binding.